Messenger RNA from Meriones unguiculatus (Mongolian gerbil), 3162 nucleotides. RefSeq names its product regulator of microtubule dynamics 2 (gene Rmdn2). Bases 1580 to 2893 code for a protein of 437 amino acids. Lineage: Eukaryota; Metazoa; Chordata; Mammalia; Rodentia; Muridae. The record is from RefSeq and is a predicted model, not a curated record. The transcript has 13 exons. Gene Ontology annotation, cellular component: spindle microtubule; mitotic spindle pole; cytoplasm. Gene Ontology annotation, molecular function: microtubule binding.
GCCCGGCGCCUGCUGACCCGGCGGGGCUGGCUCGGUACUGACCUGGCGGAGCCCGUAUUCCGGAGGGGAGGGCCGGCUGCGUGACUCCGGGGCGACCACCGAGCGGGCACCGCGCCCCAGCCCCUGCCGCAGCCUCGCGCCAACCUUGCUGUCUUCGGGUGCUCCCCGCACGAUAUAUUUGGAUUCUCUGCCUGUACUGUACUAACAUGGAAACCAGACUAACCGCACUAUUAACGUUUGCAAAUAAGCUGAAUACUAAGAGGUCGCAGAUUUAAAUGGUGGAUGAGUAGAGGCAUGGAAAUCUGAUGAAAUAUGAGUGUCACAAUUCAGUGGGAAAGUGCUCGGCUUUCUGCAUCGCUGUACACAAUAUAGUUGUUUUUUCACCCAAGGGUUCAGAAUGUUUCCUUUGGAAACUUGAAACCUAAAGCUGACUUGUAGCCCAUGUUUCCUGACCCUCUUGAUAAAGUUUUUCCUUCCUUUGGUUUAUGGGUUACAGCAUUUAAUCCCUUCCCCCAGUCCCAAGGAUCUGUUCAUGAAUUGGUAUGAAUGCUCCUUCGGAGCUGAUUCUAAACAUUGUAGCUAUUUUGAAAACCUAAUUUUAAUAUUCAGAGAUGAAAACUAAAACAUGAACGUGAAAUUUUCCUUUAAAAUUUAUCUCAUGCCUUAGUUGUCUUAGAAGUCAACAUUUCAUUGUUUCACUAGGCGAUUCUCUAAUAACCUUUGGUUGUGUGUCAUUAGUUUUAGGUUAAUUUAAACAAACAUAAUGUCUAUCAUUUCCAUCAUAAGUGAUUUACAAACUGGAAAAGUAAUGAUAUUUUGCACCUGAAAUGGAAAAUUUUGCACCAUAAAGUGAGUUGAAAGUUAUGCUCAAUAAAUUUUAAUUGUUUUAUACAUACUCAGUAUAAGAAUAUACUAUAAGCAAAAGUGUAAAAACAAUAUGAAUUUAUACAACCUUUUAAAUUAUACUGUAGGCAAGCACAGAUUCUUAUUUACAACUUUUGUACUUCUCUUUUUCAAUGUCAUUUUUCAGAUUAUUGGCACCCAAGUACACACAGAUUUACUUCUUGUUUGUACCUCACUGAUUUUCAUUCAGUGUUACUUUUCAAAUUAUUGACAUAGAAGCACAUUCUAUCAUAAGUUCAAAUACUUAGACCUAUAUGUUUCUAAUGGUGAGAUUUUUUUUUAAGCAAAUGCCAGCUCUAUUGAUUCUAGUUCUUCUCAGUUAAAUUUCAUAGUUUUGGUGUCUUAUUUCACUCUGAACAUCUUUGCUCCAUCAGCAUUCUCCUUCAUGUCCUUGCUUGAUGCUGUCUAAUUCCGCAUGGGGCUGGCUAGAUGUCUCUAGGAUUUAGGAAACAGGAAGCCAGGGGUAACAUUUCUAACUUCUUAAUCAGAUAACACUCUGGGUCAAUGACAGCAGUUUGUCUGAAAAAUAAUAGUGGCGUUACUGUUUUGAACUACUACAAAGAGGUAAUUUGGAACGGUACAGUACCUAAAGAAAGGACAUUUUAAAGAUGUCAUUUCACCAUUUUCUUGUUUAAAUGGCUCCUGAGGACAUAAGCACCGAAAUAAAAGCCAAGAAAUGCCUCAUUCCACAAACAAAGAACUGAUCCUUGGCAUCAUGGUGGGAACUGCUGGAAUCAGCUUGCUGGCCUUAUGGUACCACAAGGUCCGAAAGCUAACGACAACAAUGAGUUUUCCUAAAUUUCUCUCUCUGGGUAAGAAACUCGAUUCACUAACUUUGCAAGAUGAAAGCCACAGUGAACAAGGAACAUCGGCAGUCUUUCAAAGAAGACAAGUUCAGAUACUGGAAAAGUUGAAUGAGUUACUGACCAACAUGGAAGAACUUAAGGAGGAAAUCAGAUUUCUUAAAGAAACCAUUCCAAAGCUGGAGGAAUACAUACAAGAUGAACUUGGAGGGAAAGUAACAGUUCAUAAGGUCAGCCCUCAGCACAGAGCUAGGAAAAAAAGGGUGACAACGGUUCAAAGUUCAGCAACAAGCAAUAGUUCAGAGGAAGCAGAGAGUGAAGGAGGGUACAUUACAGCUAACACUGACACAGAAGAACAGAGUUUCCCGGUCCCUAAGGCUUUUAACACACACAUAGAGGAGCUAAAGUUGGAUGCACUCCUUCAGAAGGUAGACCGUUUACGGAUAAACGAGUCUGACAAAGUGGAGAGUUUUGAGCUACUUUGUGACCACAAAGAAAAGUUUAGUGAAGAGAUAGAGUUUCUGUGGCGGCUUGCCCGUGCCUAUGGAGACAUGUAUGACCUCUCUACAAACAAACAAGAAAAGAAACAUUAUGCUAAUGUUGGAAAAACUUUAGGAGAAAGAGCUAUCACCAGAGCUCCCAUGAAUGGACACUGCCAUCUAUGGUAUGCAGUUUUGUGUGGUUAUGUAUCUGAAUUUGAGGGCUUGCAAAACAAAGUUAGCUGUGGACAACUGUUCAAGGAGCAUCUAGAUACGGCCAUCCAGCUCUUGCCUGAAGAACCCUUUUUGUAUUACCUCAAGGGAAGAUAUUGUUAUACCGUCGCAAAACUCAGCUGGAUUGAGAAAAAAAUGGCUGCUACUCUGUUUGGGGAAAUACCCUCGUCAACAGUUCAUGAAGCUUUGCAGAACUUCCUCAAGACUGAAGAAUUGCAGCCUGGUUAUUCUAUAUCUAACUACAUGUAUGCGGCCAAGUGCUGCGUUGAGCUUGGGGAACCCCAGGAUGCUUGGAGAUUCUGUAACUUGGCAUUAUUACUGCCUGUCGUUACCAAAGAGGACAAGGAUGCACAUAAAGAGGUGAAAAAAAUAAUCUCUUCUUUGAAGAGGUCUAGCCAUGUGUUCUGCAGCAGCUGUACUGUGAGACAAAUCAUGUUGUUUGGAAAGAGUAUUUACUCUGAUGUUCGCAUAUAAUGACCUCUGAACAUGUAUGCUUCAUUUUUUCAUGUCAAUAAACUAUGGCCUUUAGAAUGUUUGUGUAGCUAAUACUUAAAUCGAUCUAAUAAAAUGUACCCUAGUGAAUGGUUUCGUUGUUUCAACAGACCUAAUAAAUUAAAAUAAUUUCAUUGGUAAGGAUGAAAAUGUCAAGAAUGGGCACAGCUGCUGGAAAGGACAAAGAAGAAAUAUAGCUAGUAAUCAGAAUUGUAAAGAGAAUUACAAUAAAAUACUGUUUUACUAUCGAA